AUGAGCACCCUCGCUGCAGCCCGCUACGAGCUACAAGUCGGCCUCGCACCCGCUGCGCCCGCCCUCCCGCUCGCGCUCGCCGCGCCGUCCUCGCCCAGGCUCGACCACGCCGACGACGACGAGGCGGCGUCGCUCUUGCCCCGGCCGGCCGUGCGCCGCCUCGAACCCGCCGCGAGCGAGGUCAGGAGGCUCAGGCGUGGCUUCUUUGCCUACUCGGUCGCGAGCGAGGUCUUUGUCAUCGUCGCCGGCACCCUCUUCCUCCCUGUCGUGCUCGAGACGUACGCCCGCGAGAACGGGCGGCUCGCGCCGGACUUUGUCGCAGGCUGUCCGCCGUCGGGACUUGGUGCGGGAGGAGGGGCAGGCGAGGGCGCGGCCGAGGGGGACCAGGCGCGGUGCGCGGUGAGUGUUCUCGGGGUCUGGGUCGAUACGGCCUCGGUCGCGCUCUUGACGUACUCGGCGUCAGUCGCCGCUCAAGCACUCACGGUCAUCUCGAUGGGCCGACUCGCCGACGACCCCUACAUCCGCCACCGCCUCUUGUCCCUCUUUGCCCUCGUCGGCUCCCUCGCCUGCAUCUUCUUCCUCGCCGUCCCGUCCGGCUCGAGCCUGUGGCCCACCGCGGCCCUCCUCGCGCUCAUCGCCAACGUCUCGUUCGGCGCGUCGAUCGUGUGCCUCAACUCGUACCUUCCCGACCUCGGCCGCCUCGAUCCGGCCGUCCUCCUCGCUCAAGGCGCCCUCGACGCCGCCCAGCACUCGUUCCUCUCGCGCACCACCUCUCCACACGCCAGACCUCCCUCUCCCUUGUCGAGUGUCCCCGAGCCUGACGAGGACGACGACGACGCCCUCCUCGGCUCGUCCCAGUCGCUCGCACGGGCCUCGGACGCCUACGCCGCCGCGCGCGGCCGAGCGACGGCGGCGCUCUCGGCGCGCGCGAUCGCCGCAGGCUACGCGGCGGGUAUCGCCGUCCUCGUCGCGCUCCUGCCCGUCGUCAAGGCGCUGUCGGGCUCGGCGGGCGGGGGAGGAGGCCCGGGCACGUGGCCCCUCCGGGUCGCCGUCGCCGUUAGCGGCGCGUGGUGGCUCGUCGGGAGCGUGCCGGCUGCGGCGUGGCUGCGGCCGCUCGAGGGAGGGGGUGGCGGCGACGGCGAGCGGGAGGGCGGCGGGUCGUCGGCGAGGAGGAGCGCGGGAGGAGGACGAGGGGUCAAAGCGCGCUCGUGGGCAGGGGCGGUCAGGAACGGGUGGAGCGGCCUCGUCGACAUGCUGCGCGAGUGGAGGAGGCUGCCGCAGGCGUUCAAGUUCCUCGCGGCGUGGUUCCUUCUGAGCGACGCCUUUGCGACCAUCACGUCGACCGCGGUCCUGUUCGCCAAGACGUCACUCGGCCUCGCGACGUCGUCGCUCAUCUACGUCGCCAUCCUCACGCCUCUCUCGGGCCUCAUCGGCGCCCUCGUGUGCCCGUUCCUCCAGUCGCACACCGCCCUCGCCCACCUGCACCUCUCGACGCACCGCAUCCUCGUCGCCCUCGUCGUCCUGUCGCUCGGCGUCCCGCUGUACGGCCUCGUCGCCCUGCGCACGGCUCGCCAGAUGUACCUCCUCGCCGUCGUCUUUGGGUUCCUCUUUGGCGCCUUCCAGUCGUUCGCGCGCGCCCUGUACGCCCAAAUCAUCCCGCCCGCACGUGCGUCAGCCUACUUUGCCCUGUACUCGAUCACGGACAAGAGCUCGAGCUUCCUCGGCCCGCUCCUCGUCGCGACCGUCACGACGGCGACAGGCGAGAUCCGACACGGGUUCAUCCUCAUCGCGGCCCUCAUGGCGGCUGCGGUGCCGGUCCUCGUCAGGGUCGAGGUCGACCAGGGCGCACAGGACGCCGAGAGGAUGGACAGCGAGCUCAAGGGCGAGGUGGACGAGGCCGACGACGAGGAAGGACUCGGUGGACGAGCGUAGACGGAGCGCAAUGCAGUUCUUGCUCUCUCGU
Rhodotorula graminis WP1 is the source of this 1963-nucleotide messenger RNA. RefSeq lists its product as uncharacterized. The coding region runs from base 1 to 1932 and encodes 643 amino acids. The transcript is spliced from 6 exons. The record is from RefSeq and is a predicted model, not a curated record. Gene Ontology annotation, biological process: amino acid transmembrane export from vacuole. Lineage: Eukaryota; Fungi; Basidiomycota; Microbotryomycetes; Sporidiobolales; Sporidiobolaceae.